UCUGGAUCCUCUGGAGCCAAAGCUUCUCAGUGAGCCUUUGUGAUAACGCUAUAGAAAUGAGAAGUGACCACUGAGAAAAUUUGUGAGGAUCCGAGACGCAAGCGAUUUUUCAGCACGCAUAUGGGUCACUUGACAACACCGUCAAAGGAGAUAAUCAUUUUAUCAGAGGAGGAAGAAGAGCAGAGUUAUGGUCACAGUGAGAAACUCUUGAUAUGGAUUUCCUCAGAGAAGCUGUGCAGCUUAUCUUUCUUUUGCUGCUAUUCUACAUACCUGGAGACUGCUACAGUAUCAAGUGUGCUGGAGAGUUGACAGUAGAUAAAGACAUCAUCCCUAUGGGUUCCAACCUGACUGUGCGCUGCCAGUCCAACACUGUGCAGUGUAACAGACCCUUCAUCAUACAGCUGGAUGAACAGAUCAUUCUUCAUGAAAUCAGCUGUUCCAAUGUGACAGCACGGCUUGUUGUCAGGGAGCCAGAAUUCACACUGUACUGCAUGGUGGUGCAAGAAGGGAAGCGUCACCUCGUUUGUGCACGGAACAUCGUGGCUGAGGUGGUUCUGAGUAUGCCACAAAUCAAGGAGAUAGCAUUUGCAAAAGGCUCCCUGUCACCCACCAUCCACUGGCAGAGCUCAGACAAUAUGACGCUUCUGAAACCCAGAGUGAGGUUCAGGAAAACGGAUGGCGCUUCAACCUGGAUGGAAGGAAAUGUGGUUCAGCUUCAUAGAGGAGAAGUACUGAUGCCGGAUGAUUUGGAGCCACUGACCUCUUAUGAGUUUGAGCUGAGAGUCUGCACCGCAUCACUGAUGCACAACUGCAGCUUGUGGAGUCAGCUGAUCAGUCAAAAAAGCCCUGGACAAGCACCCUCAAGCAAGCUUGAUGUGUGGAGAGUCAUCAUGAGACACAAUGGGAGCGACACACAGAACGUUACGGUACUGUGGAAGGCUUUUACACCAGAAGACUAUAAAGGAGACUUACUGGGUUAUGAGUUGGUUUAUAAAGAGAACGGCGUCACACACACACUGAGCUGUUCGGUAGCUGCCUCUCAGUACACGCUACAGCUGCCCCUAGAGGUGACGGAGGUAAAUGUAAGCGCUGUCACAUCAGCGGGGAGCUCCCCACCAGCUCCUGUAAGGCUGAUUUAUACAGGAAAACCAGCUCCAACCAUAUACUUAAGCCAAGCAGCAGGGGGCAGAAUACACUUGAACUGGAACUCGUCUCUUCCGUCAUACAGCAAUACCCCAGACCAAACUCUGGGUUUUGUAGUUGAGUGGAAAUGCAGCUCAAUAGAAAUGCAGUGGAAGAGAAUUGCAAAUGAUCAGAAGUCAACGUUCUUCGAUGGUACAUCACCAUGUACAGUGUACUUUUCACUGUAUGUUGAGAGCACAGAGGGAGUAUCAGAUCCUGCUUUUGGACAAAUCCAUGUGAAAGAUGAAAAGACCACCACUGACGCAAACUUUGUGAAGAUUGGUUCACUUAAGUCCCUCCCAGUCCUUGCUGUAGAAGGGCGUGAAGAUGUCAUGCUAAUUGGGAUCAGCCUAAUGACUGCUAUUCCUAUAAUCAUUAUACUAAACCUGCUGUACCUGAAGUGCGCACGACAAAGAUUAAGGAAGACAUGCAUGUCAGUGGGACCCUCUUGGCUUUUUGAAAAUUUACCAAAGCUUGGAAACAGCAAUGCUAUCAAACUUCUGCAGGAUGAAAAAUGUGAAAAAUGGUCUGAUCUUUGCUGGCAGCCAGUGGACAGUGAUCCACCCUUGUCUCCAGUUGAAGACUUUAGUCCACCUGUGGAAAUUAAGGACGUGUACCCCAUUGUCCAUAAAGAUGAUACCACGGAGGAGAGAAAGGCUGCACAGGAUUGGGCAAGCUGUCCUUAUAAACCUCAAAUUUCAAUUGUUUCUCAAAGGAUUGAGGCAGUCUCUGAGGUAGCAGAGAGUGAAGAAGAUGAGAAUCCCUGGCUGGUCUUCUCACCUGGCUUCAAUAAGUUUGAUGAUGAGUUUCUUCCAAGUCAAGAAAUUCAUGGGCCUCUGAAGAGCUGUUUAACUGUGGAUGGAACACCCAUAUCUGUGGAUGUUGUUGAUGGAUUAAUCGUACUUACUCGGGCUACUUUAGAGGAAGAAAUCUGGAGGGCAGAAGGAGACGGGGCAUUUGAGGCAGAGACUGGAAACUGUGAUGAGAACUCACACAAAGGCCAAACUGUGCUGCCCAGUGACUUAGUGAACUGCCUGAAGGAUCCUUCCUUUAGUGUCAGGCCUCACUCACCACAGAGGGCUAGCACAUUGCUACAUAACCAAGCAGCUCUGCAUACUCUACAGAUUGAUGAGCAGUUGCUCUAAAAAGCUCUACAAAUGUUCUACAAACAUCUGAGUGUGAUGCUCUACAUCAGAGUGUGAUGCUCAACUACCAACCAUGACCCAAGCAAAUCUGUACUUAUGUAAGGGAAAAGGAAACCUUCUACAUAAACUAAUUGAACUUUCUGAGGUUACACAUUAUUUAUGGAUGUGUGUGGUAACUUCAGUAUCACCAGUUCAGGUGUAAAACCAUGUUUUAUUUUAAGCAUUAAUUUCUGUGAGAUGUUAUAGUGGUACAGCUACACUGUCCUACAUUGUCCUCAUGAGGAGUCACAUAAUUCAAAGGUUGUUGAUGAUCACAUGGAAUUCUGGAUACAACCAUGGAAAUGGGUUUUGAAAACCUUUUGAAAUACUUCAACUUUUCCUUUAUACUAAUUUGUGUAACUUUGUGUAACUUUACUUCAGAAGUAUGGCAUUAAAAUUUUGUGAUGGAAAGAGUCAUCACAAGUUUUUAGUCAGGGUUAUAGACUCCUCAGUACUGACUGGAACCCUCUGGUUCUUUAGAGGAACGUCUGUGCUACAAAGAUGAACUGGUGUAUAACUUUGAGAAACAUUUCAAUAUAGGGGAUGCUGUAAUGCCCAUUUAAUGGUUCUAUUAGGCCAUAACUAUGUUUAAUUAAGCAUUUCCCAGAGGACAUGUAAUGCUCUUUAAACCUUAAAAGCCUGUUGCUGAUAGUUAACUGGCUACUCAUUGCAUUUACUACUAAGGUUUCACUUACAAAUAGAUCAGUUUGUGUUUGUUUUGAUCGAAUUGGUGAUAUACUAUUGAGGUAUGAAUCAAAAGAAAUUUCAAAACUACUGCUUUGAAAAGAAAAAAAAACAGCAAUUCUAAUGAGACUUCAUAAGCUUAUUCCGUGUGGACCUAAUACUCUAAGUAUGUGUAAUGCUUUUGAGUAUAAUACGAAAGUUCCCCUGUUAAGUGCUUAACUCACUCUAUUUACUGCUUAAUAAAGUAGUAAUGAGCAGCCAGUUAACUGUCAUAGGCUUCAUUAGUUUGUUACUAGUUAUUGGCAUAAUAAUGUACACCUGUAAUGUUGUUCAAAAAUUAUGAUGUAUAAUACGGAAAUAAAAGUUCUCUGGAAAAUGCUUAGUUCCCCCUAGUUACUUUUUACUAGAUUGGUUAAUGGAUUGUUAAAGCAUAAUAAGAGCAUUGCAAAGGCUUUAUAAUAUCCAUAUAUACUGAAGUAUUCCCAGUCAUUCAAAUGAUGUUAAGCAAGAUUGAUCAUUUUACAAAUCUCUUUUCAAAUAAUCAGUGUUUUCAAUGUGCUAAACUGACUCAUUUUAAGCUGAUUUGUGUUGCAAUGUUUUGUUCUGCCUAUACUGGUUGGAGGAAACUGCUUUAAAUUCACUAUGUUUGUUAGUGUUUUGAAUUAUGAAUGCUUUUCAUGAUGCAAACCAUUUUGGCUGCAUAUUCUGUUCAUAAAAAUACACACGUGCAUCUUAACCUUAAGACAAAUAGAUUCUUUCCACUGUGAACAUGAGGCUGCAGUUCUCAGGCUUUAUUUUCCUGAAACUAUAUAACACAGAAAGUGAAAUGUGCAGAAAAGUAUUCGAAAAAAGGAAAUGAACUCCAUUAACGUCACCACAACCAUUUGUAACCUUUCGUAUAAAGUUAUGUACUGACAUACAGUAUAUACAAGUAUGCUGGGUUGGUUCCUGCCACAUUCAAAACUCAGUUGCUUUUCUUAACCAGUCCUUUAAUUGACUGUCCUGCUAUUUACAUAAUUAUUCCUAUUAAAACAGAAGUGUGUGA
This is a messenger RNA of Pygocentrus nattereri (red-bellied piranha), 4095 nucleotides long. RefSeq names its product interleukin 23 receptor (gene il23r). The transcript is spliced from 14 exons. Gene Ontology annotation, molecular function: protein binding. The coding region runs from base 213 to 2327 and encodes 704 amino acids. NCBI's taxonomy places the organism in Eukaryota, Metazoa, Chordata, Actinopteri, Characiformes, Serrasalmidae. The record is from RefSeq and is a predicted model, not a curated record.